Messenger RNA from Pyrenophora tritici-repentis Pt-1C-BFP, 1737 nucleotides. RefSeq names its product PnbA, Carboxylesterase type B. Lineage: Eukaryota; Fungi; Ascomycota; Dothideomycetes; Pleosporales; Pleosporaceae. The record is from RefSeq and is a predicted model, not a curated record.
AUGAAGAUCCCGUCAGCUCUCACAUGCGGCUUACAGACCCUUUCACUAGCCAUCCUCUUCGGGGAGGUGGCUGUCGUGGGCGGGACACCCCUGCCUUCGAAACCUGCUAGGCAGAUAGUCGAUGCUACGGCAAAUCUCCAAGCUGCCACUGUCAAGGGCUUCGCCGAUACACAUGGGAAUUCCGUCUUCCUCGGAAUCCCAUUCGCGGAGACUACUGGUGGUGAGAACAGAUGGAAAGCUCCGAUUGCCAAAAAGUUCAAAAAGGGACAAGUCGUUGACGCGACAAAAUACGGUGCAACAUGCCCACAAGCAAUCUCGGGUACCACAUUUUCGCAGCAGAACGAAGACUGCUUGAACCUCAACAUUUGGGUCCCAUCUUCAACCAGCAAGUGCCCACGGGCGCCACCGCCCCCUCCAAACCCCCCAAACCAUCCUAAUCCUCCAGCAGGUCCGGGUGCACCGAACGAUGCUGGACUUCCAGUUUUCGUGUACAUGUACGGCGGUGCCAUGGUGACUGGUUCGAGCAGCAACCCCCAGUACGUAGGCACAAACUUUGCCAACAAGGGUAUCAUCUUUGUCAGCUUCAAUACACGUGAAAGCUUGUGGGCGUACCCCAACUCUGCCGAGCUUGCUGGUGGAGCAGGAUCGCAAAACUUUGGUAUCCUCGAUGUCGACAUGGCCCUGCAAUGGGUCCGUGACAACAUCGCCCAGUUCGGCGGUAACCCUAACCAUGUCGUUUUUGGAGGCCACUCCUCCGGAUCCGUUCAGGUUGAUCAUUACCUGUGGAACCACCCUGACACAUGGCUCGUCGGUGCUGUCGAGAUGGCCGCGAACGCAAAGUCUGGUCCGGCUGUCGGUCCAGUCAACCAGGCGCUCGACCUCGUCGCUAAGGAAGUUGGCUGCCCAACUGGCAAAGGCCAACUGGCGUGCAUGCGCAAGGUUGACGUCUAUGCUUUCCAAACCACUGCCUUCAAUGCCACCCUCAACACGUACUUUACACCUGUCAUUGAUGAGAAGACGCGUUACAGGGACUACGCCGCGCGCUUCAAGGCCGGCAAGUACGCCUCACACGUUCCUCUCCUGACGGGUAACUCCGACAAGGAGGGUGCCUUGUUUGGCCUGGUUUAUGGUAGCGAGAACACUGACUUCGACACCUGGAUCAACACCUUCGACGCCGAUGUUGCCAAUGUCCCAGAUGAUGUUCUCAAGGCUGCGUACAGCGUCUCCGACUACUCCAGCGUCUCUGCCAUGAGCGGUGCCCAGUACGGCGAUGCACGCUUCUUCUGCCCUGUUGACUAUCUCCUCAACAUGCGCAGCACGAAGCAGAACACUUGGAUCUACCGCUUCUUCGCCCCCUACGCCAAUGUCCUGCCCCUUCCUGUGGACCAUCCCACCCACGGUGCCGAGAUUCCAUUCUUUUUCGGUGGUAACGAGGUCUUUGCAGGACUUUCCGAUGUGACAGCCGAGGAGCAGGCGCUGGCUGACUACCAGAACGACUGGUUUGUAUCCUGGAUCAAGAACCCCACCGCGGGUCCUGGGUGGGAUAAGGCCACGCCCAGCAGCGGUCCAAUAGGUAAGCUGGGCGUUCCUGGCAACGAACUCACUGUCGAGGUUGGCAACACGGCAGACUUCAACGCCAAGUGCAAGAAGGUGUAUGAGCCGUACCUACCGGCGUACCCUGUCAUUCAGAAUGUGCCUGGUGCUGUGAACGCUGACCAAGGCGUCAUCGGCAACUAG